This is a messenger RNA of Mesorhabditis spiculigera, 1827 nucleotides long. The record is from the annotation of a GenBank genome assembly. Lineage: Eukaryota; Metazoa; Nematoda; Chromadorea; Rhabditida; Rhabditidae.
AUGCGCCUGGUGCCGCUGCUCCUGUUUAUCAUCAGCUUGGGCAAACCGGCGUCGGGGACAUGGGAUGAUGUGUUGAACAAAGUACAGGGAAUCCAAGAUGCACUUGCCCACGGCGCAAUCGAAACCAGCACACCACCGCUACCCCCGAGGGCCAUGGAGCUAUCACCACGGUUCAACCGGGAUAAAUUGCGCGAAGGGAUCAAGAAGCUGAACAAAAGGGCGCUGGAUAAACUGCAAAAGGAUCCGCCGGUGAUGCAACGGAUACAGACUGGCACUCGACGUGAUCAUGUGAAGCCACUUGGGGAUAAUAUAGUUGAAGUAAAUGGUCAAUAUUCCGACAACGAUAUCCUAUAUCAACAUGAUAUUGUUCUAACCGACAGCCAACUCGAAGACAUCCUAGCCAACGAUGAAGUCGACAAGGCCCAACGCAUUCGACGCCAAGCCGAAAACCCGAACUACGGACUAUGGGCCGAUAAUACAGUCUACUACUCUUUUAAUGAUAGCAUGAGAUCCAACCCACUAGCCGUUGAAGCAAUCCGAAUGGGAAUCGCCUUUUGGCAGAACAAUACUUGUAUCAACUUUGUGGAAGAUACGGGCAAUACGGCGCGGGAUCGCAUUCUAUUCGGGAGCAAAGCCGGAUGUAGCUCGAUGGUUGGGAGAGUCGGGGGGACUCAGGAUUUGUCGAUUGGGGGCGGCUGUGAAUCGGUGGGUACGGUAGCGCAUGAGCUUGGUCAUGCGCUUGGAUUUUGGCACCAAAUGUCAAGAAUGGAUCGCGACAGCUUCAUCACAAUUCAAUGGGCCAAUAUUAACAAAGACUAUUUGGGGCAAUUCACCAAACAAACGGCAUCGUCAAACUACAAUUAUGGGAUGACUUAUGAUUGGGGCAGUAUAAUGCAGUAUGGGUCGACGAGUGCAUCCGCUUCAAACCUUCCAUCAAUGACAGCUACGGAUGCGAAUUAUCAAGAUGUUAUGGGGAGUGAUAUUGUUGCAUUUUAUGAUGUGUCGAUGAUGAACGAGCGGUAUAAGUGUAAAGCCAACUGCCCUGGUACCUCAUCAGUAACCUGCCUCAACGGCGGCUAUCCACACCCCAGAAAUUGCCAAGUCUGCCAAUGCCCAAGAGGAUAUGGAGGAACAAAUUGUGGAGACAGAGCCCAAUUCCCUGAUGGCUGCGGCCAAUAUAUCAAGGCCACCGCCGAGAAACAAACCUUUACUGGUUCCCUCCAAGCCCAAAAAGACACCAACAAUUCGAAUGUCAUGCUCGGCCAGGUCGACUGCUCCUACGUUUUUUAUGCUGAUCCGGGGAAUAUCAUCGAGGUCACAAUACAAACAAUCGCUACCCCGGCCUGUACUGAUGGUUGUAUCUAUGGAGGUCUUGAAGUUAAGGCUCAUAAAGAUAUUAAAAUGUCUGGAUACAGAUACUGCUGCUCCAACGAUGCGAACAAAGUCAUCCGAAGCCCUUACAACAUCCUGCCCGUGCUCCUGUGGAAUAAAUACCGGAGCACGAGCGUCAAGCUCAGCUACCGGGCAGUGUCUAAUCAAGCACGAGUCGAGGAUGGGUAUGUAGCACCUGUGCUCAGUAUGCUAAUGGUGAAUACAACGACGGCGGCAACGGCGAGGCCGGCUACGGUUGCAUCAACGACAAUCAGGACAACGUCGACACCAAAAAGGACAACCCCAACAACCACACGCCCAACAACUACUUCGCCGAAAUGUCAAGACCGGAAUGCGCAUUGUGCUGAAUGGGACUACUACUUCAAUUUCUGUCGCGUCUACCCCAAAAGCUUCCGCAAUAUGUAUUGUCCAAGGACGUGCGGCCGGUGCCGAAGA